CCUGAAAACUGCCCGAAUUGAUGACAAAGCUAGCAUUUGCAUAGUCUGUUUUGGGUGUGGGAGUGUGCCUGUGAAAAUGGUGACCUGCGUGUGUGUGCAACGGUUCUGACGCGUCAACAAAUAGACAGCUCUAAGUGCUAAUUGGAAUUGGUCGACGCUGCUUGUUGUUGUUCGGGCGGAAAUGGAAUGGAAAUGCAAAAAGUUCAGGUGUGCGCGUGAGACACCUUUAUGUCUGUGCUAAAAAACUAGUGGCACAAUUUGCGUAGGCAACCCGUUAUGCUGACCCGUUUGCCUUGCUCCAAUUUGCUCGAAAAAAAGCGAAAACUCAUCUAGCCAGAAAACACAAUAACGGAAACAACAACAGGUUAAUGCUUCUCUCACAGGUAGAACAAGUUAACAGUUUCUUAAACAGCUGUUUUCAGGAGUAAGAGAGAGAAUUCGCUCUCUCCCUGAUCGUCAGUGGCUGUAAAAAUGUAUUGCAGUCUUGUGCAUUUCAAACUGAAUUAAAACUUGCAUUUCAUUUGAUAUAAAGUUCCUUUGUACUUUGCCCAAAUAAAUAAAGCACCCAAAUUCAGGUUUAUGUGCGGCACGCCGGUCUUCUGCCUGUGUUUGUGUACUUUUUGCAUAUUUAUGAGCAAACUGGUUCUUCUUUUUGGCAACGGAACAUCUUUCACUCUUUCCAAGAACAACAUUCCCUCCGCCGAUCGCCGAUGGUUACAAAAUUGACGCAACAAACCGCGAUCGCGGUCGCUGGCCUCUCCACUCGACAAGUUUGCCAAAACCCCCCAAAAAAACAGGUGAAAAGACGAAAUCAGUCUCCGAAGUGUGUAGUACUCUAGAAAUGAAUGAUUGUAUGAAUUUACAAUAUAUACUACUUGGUAUUAUCUGGUAUGGUAAAAAAAAGUAUUAUUAUAGUCUUAAAACUACAUAAAGUCAAUAACUACUUGUAUAUAAUUGAAAUUCUCCUAAUAAAGACUGUUUUAUAAGUUUGGAAUAUUGGAAUACAUCUUCCAAACCCUAAAUAUUUAUCCAAAAAUUGCACAACUGCAAAAUUUUGAAACUAAGACAAAACUAUGAAAUUUUAUUUUGACACAAAUCUUUUCAUUAAAGCACCAGUCUAAAGGCCUAUAUAAUUUCUCAACAUUAGCCAAUCUGUAGAUCAACCUUCGUAAUAUAAGCCUACAAGUUAUGUAGGUUAAGAAUAUGUGACUGCUGAUUUUACCUUUAAACUUGCGAAACUUCUUUAAUUGGCUAUACCCCAUGAUAGAGUACAAACUACAACCGAACCCGCUGUCAUCCAUUUUGGAAACCAGAUACAGAUACGGGGACAAAGACAGAUACAGAGCCAACUACAGAUGCUCGCUGGCUGCUGGGAAGAGUGGCUUCAGUUGCGUGCCUCCAUUCCCCCAGAGCAAACCGUUCCCGCCGGAAGAAAGUAAGACAAGCAAGAAAUGCGCAGUGGGUUAUCGCUUUGUCCACUGCUGGUGGUGCUUCUAGUGGGCCACCAAGUGGCUCCAGUGGCGCCGGCCAACCUACUGACCAGCUACCUGCCCGCCUCCAUGCAGGCCUUGGCAUACUACAUAGACCUGCUCCAGUAUGAGCCACUCUCCAGCACGACAGUGGAACCGCCCUUCAGUGCGGAUGACGCAGUGGACUCCACAACGGAUAGUGCGCGGCCAUCCACACCAGUGCCCACGAGGACAAGGACCUCCACCACGAGGAGGCCUGGUGGAACAGGAGCAUUGGGUUCAGUCUGGUGGCAAGCGCCAAGCUGGUGGGAAACGAGUUCGCAGCCGCCUCUCAGUACGGAAUCCACAACAACUAGUGCGCGACCAUCCACACCAGUGCCCACGAGGAUGAGCACCACCACCACGAGAAGGCCCAUUGGAACAGGAGCUAUGGGUUCAGGCUGGCAACCGCCAAGCUGGUGGCUGCCUCCACAGAGAACUUCCAGCACCGAGAGGCCCUCAUCGCCACCCACUUUGUCGCACCGCCCUGGAAUUUUUGCACCAGCUUCAAUUCCGAAGAGGGAGCUUGAAGGCUACACUCUCUUCGAAGAAAUCGGAGACGAUGCGGACUUUGACAAGCUGCCUUUGUCUUUGAUCCGUGAUAUACAAAGCGAACGUCACGACUUUACCAAUGAUGUGGAAUCGCUGGAUAACUUCUUGCGCCUGUACGACGAUAACUAUGGAAGGGCCGCCUUUGAUGUUGAGUCCGCCAUGGAUCGGUGGAGCACCUCCUCGAUAGCUGGCAAAAAGAGGGUUCCGCCCACCAAGCCCUACGUGGAUUUCCUUUUGGUAUACGAUCUCCUGAAGCGCGAUGCCAAGGCGGCCAAUCUCAGCAAGUACGAGGGAUACUCCGAGGAUCUGUUGGAGCAGCUGCAUGAGUUGUCCCAGGCCUCUUCGGCCAGGCAACUGCACACCCUCUUCCAAAGGAUGCUGGAUCGGGGCGAUGUCCAGCGCAGUGACGUGGUUUCCCGCGUCCAGGGUAUCGUCAAAGAUCUGGGGAAUCCCAAAAGCGCCACAUCCAAGGCUUUGGCUUUCAUCCCCAGCAUGCAGUUUCUACCUUAAGCUCUUAGAUAAGUCGCAAUAAA
This is a messenger RNA of Drosophila subpulchrella, 2593 nucleotides long. RefSeq lists its product as uncharacterized. The transcript has a single exon. Bases 1452 to 2570 code for a protein of 372 amino acids. The record is from RefSeq and is a predicted model, not a curated record. NCBI's taxonomy places the organism in Eukaryota, Metazoa, Arthropoda, Insecta, Diptera, Drosophilidae.